AUGAGCUUUUCACCAGAAAGUGCCCAUGCUGGAUCGUAUUUGUCCACCAUAACAGGGGGCAACUGGGUAGUUCUCCAAGAAAGCAUAGGCAUCUCAGCCAUGCACAUGCAAGUCCUUAGAAACAACAAGGUCAUCAUGUUUGAUCGCACAGACUUUGGCCGCUCCAAUCUCUCUCUUCCAGACGGCGAGUGCCGGUACAAAGACGAAGUGGUUAAGCCUAAAGAUUGCACUGCUCACGCCGUUCUUUAUGACAUCGCUUCCAACACCUUCCGCCCUCUCAUGGUCCAAACUAACACUUGGUGCUCUUCUGGCUCCCUCGAUUCCUCCGGCAAUCUCAUCCAAACCGGCGGUUACAAAGCAGGCGAGGCCGUAAUACGCUCUUUCACCCCCUGCGGUGACGAUUCUUGCGAUUGGGUGGAGCUGACAAACCAGGUUCUUUGGAACCGGAGAUGGUAUGCCAGUAACCAAUUACUCCCUGAUGGUCGCAUAAUUAUUGUUGGUGGAAGAAGGGCUUUCACUUACGAGUUUUAUCCCAAGAACCCUCAAGAAAGAGACAAUUUCACAUUGCCUUUCUUAAUACACACCAGAGACCCUCAAGAAGAGAUCAAUCUUUAUCCCUUCUUGCACCUCUUGCCUGAUGGCAAUCUUUUCAUUUUUGCUAACAACCGAUCCAUCUCGCUUGACUACAAACGUAAUAAGGUGAUCAAGGAGUAUCCGGUUAUGCCCGUUGGUGACCGAAGAAACUACCCUUGCACUGGCUCUUCUGUUUUGCUUCCUCUCCGGUUAACCGGAAUCACCAAUGUGACUGACCAUCCCGAAGCAGAGGUCAUGAUUUGCGGUGGGGCACAGAAAGGUGCCUAUAUCAAGUCCAAUUAUCUCCACAUUUACGAGCAAGCAUCAACAACUUGUGGCAGGUUAAAGGUGACGGACACGAAACCCGAAUGGGUCAUGGAGCUAAUGCCCAUUCCUCGGAUCAUGAACGAUAUGCUACUGUUACCCACCGGAGACUUGAUUAUCAUCAACGGCGCAACCAAUGGAAGUGCUGGUUGGAAUGACGCUAUGAAUCCAGUUUAUAAUCCGGUUCUUUACCAACCAGAUGAAGAUCCGACCCGAAGAUUCGUUGUGCUUAGCUCCUCCAAGAUUGCCAGGCUAUACCACUCCACAGCUGCGCUCUUGCCAGAUGGCAGGAUAUUAGUGGGAGGGAGCAAUCCGCACCAGAGGUAUAAUAUGACAGGGAAACCCUACCCAACUGAGCUGAGUUUGGAAGCUUUUUACCUACAUUACCUGGACCCACAGUACUCGUAUCUAAGACCUUCAAUUUUGACAGUGGAGUUGUCCGACAGAGCAGUGUCGUAUGGAGAGAUGUUCUCCGUUACCUUCGUGUGCUCCUCCUACCGUCUGGAUCUGGGGGUCUCCGUCACCGUUAUUGCACCGUCUUUUACUACGCACUCGUUUGGCAUGAACCAGAGGAUGGUGGUCCUGAACGUGCUGAGUGUAGUCCAGUUAUCCAUGUUUGCUUAUAAGGCUAAUGUGAUUGGACCAAUUAAUGUUAAUGUGGCCCCACCUGGAUAUUAUAUGAUGUUCGUUGUCCAUGCUGGCAUUCCUAGCAAUGCUGUUUGGGUUAACGUAUGCUAAAC
Populus euphratica (Euphrates poplar) is the source of this 1637-nucleotide messenger RNA. RefSeq names its product glyoxal oxidase-related protein. Bases 1 to 1635 code for a protein of 544 amino acids. NCBI's taxonomy places the organism in Eukaryota, Viridiplantae, Streptophyta, Magnoliopsida, Malpighiales, Salicaceae. The transcript has a single exon. The record is from RefSeq and is a predicted model, not a curated record.